Menidia menidia (Atlantic silverside) is the source of this 6986-nucleotide messenger RNA. NCBI's taxonomy places the organism in Eukaryota, Metazoa, Chordata, Actinopteri, Atheriniformes, Atherinopsidae. The record is from the annotation of a GenBank genome assembly.
GACAAGAAUGGAAAUGAUUAAGCCAAUCCAUAUUUAAGAUUUAAAACUUAGGAGAUGCAUCUCCUUUUCCGCUGGGAAUCAGGAAAGUCAGUGACUUAGACUCAAAGUUUGGGACCAGGCCAUUUCCGGAGGCUUUGAAAUAAUCAGGAAAAAAAUGACCUAAUUAGCAACGAGAGUUGAAGACAACCUGGUGCAGAUUUGCUGCCGGUUACUUUCCAAAUUCAACUGUAAGGAGGACACAUGCAUCGGCGCACACAGCAGUUCUCAGUGUUUACCAGCCCGGCCCUUCCCUUCCUGCCUUUCGCCCCGGUCCUCCAUGGAUUCCUACAGCCUUCAUUUUGAGAGAAUGAGAAACGUGGAGUUGCAUCAUCUGAGCCUGCCUGUCAGCCGGCUUUCCCCAGCCAAAUCCCACAGCAGCAUCGUCGACCAGCUAGCCCACCACCAGCACGGCAAAGGAGAUUCCGCCUACAGCUCCUUCUCCGGCGGGUCAACAGCCCCGGACUACCCCUCUCCCUUCCUCCCAGACGACCUUCAGUCCAGCCCCUUCGGCCACUAUGCUGAUUUCAAGUAUGUGAAGUCCAUUUACAGCCCAAACCCGGUACUGCAGUCUGACUCAAAGACCAUGGACCAGCUCUUCCGCUCUGUGGAGGCCAUUUCACAGCAGUACAACAGCAGCGCCGUGGUGAGCCACCACAACGGCAGUGAGGCCUUCCACACCCACAGCAGAGCUCUCAAACAGGAGAGGCAUUCGGGCACUCCCUCCCAGAGCGCUCACCCUUCUGUCCAUCCUCCCCCAGUCCCAACACGCCUCGACAGUUUUAUAGCCACUAAAAACUUGGAGAACAGCAGGGUCCACCACCACCACGGUACUGAAUUCCAAACCCAGCAGCCCCAGCCUCAACAGCAGGCCAGACCCCACAGUCGGCAGCCCUCGGGCAGCCCGAGUCCCUCCAAACCCGACCCGGGAAGCCCGAGCCCCACCUCUGAGCCGGUGUACUCGGUGUGGAGGGGCUCCCAGCAGCAGCUGGACCAGGCUCCCAACCCGCCGAGCUACAGAACCCACCUGCAGUGUCACGACCAGGCCAGGCUGACGCCCGAGUACGCGUCGGUCGUCGAUAACAAAGCCGCGCCCGAACAGCCCAGGUCCGCCAACCCCCUCGGCCGAUCGGCCGCCCGGGCCCGAAGCCAGUCGGAGCACCUCAUGCUGAAUCAGAACCACGGCGGCGGCGAGUGCAACGGGGAGCCUCACAACAAGGCCGGUGCCGGCGGCCAUUAUGAAUGUCUGCGCAGAAGGACGCGCUCGACCCACAAUCAGCGCAGCUCCGAGCCCCCCCGGGCCUCCAGCCCACGCUUCGUCAGCAGCAUUCAGCACAAGGGCCAGUUCUACUUCGUCACAGGAGUGUGUGCGCUGUCCGAGUCCGGGGCUAGGACACACUCUGCGUCCGUGAGUGGAACUGAGGGUCGAAGCGAGGUCUCCCCCCUGUUAGAGACCCACCGGCAAAGAGAAAGGGAGAGAUCCCACAGCACAAUGGAGAAUUUGUUCAGACCUCUUACCGAGAGUUCUCGAUUUUCCGGUAAUGUCACUCCAGACGACAGAGGGGCUUUGGCCUACGUGUCCCAAAGAAAGGACAAGAACCCGGACCAGGAAAAUCACAGACCGCCCCUCAUCGUGAUCCAGUCCGCCGAAAGCCUGGAGUCCCUGGAAGAAAUCGACAUGACGCAGAGUCGAGAGAUCGGCCGCCACACUGCUGCUAAUCCCAUUUUCUACUGCGGACCCGACAGAACCUGCCCGCCACAGUCAGCCCCUCACAAAAAGGGGGCCGCGUCGCCGGUCGGCGGCGACCAGCUCAAACACAACAAGAGGGAGGAUCCGGCCGGCCGGGAGAAGUGGCAGCCCCUGAUGGACGUCGCCAACGAGAGAAUAAACAAAGAAACAACCCCACUGCUGUAUCACCUCACCGGAGCCAGCCGGAUGGCGCUGCAGCCCAAGAAGGAUCUGGGUUACAGUAUAACGGGACAGGAAGCCCUCCUAAACAAACCCGCCCAAGGAGACGCCGUAGCGAACGACGAGAGACCUCCCCAAUGCGACCCCAGCAAAAGCAGCAGAAGGGACGGGACUUCGUCGGCCUGCAACACUCUGGACGACUCCUUCAAAAAGUACUACAAAGAGAAGCUGAAGGAUGUCCAGAGCAAGGUUCUGAGGGAGACCUCGUUCAAAAGGAGGGACCUGCAGCUGUCUCUGCCUCAGUGCAUGCAGCAGAAAGCAGAGCCCGGGCCGGCGGCCGCUCACUCCUUCUCCUCCUCACAGGACUCCGAGACCUCCACAGACACCCUCACCCCUUCCCUGACCCCCGACGAGACCAAGAAGGGGAGCCCGAAAGAAGAAGUCAGGGCGAGCCGGAACGAGGCGGAUAAAGAGACGGAGAAGGAAAACGGGCGGCCGACAAACGUGGCCCAGCCCCAGGUGGCCCGCAUCGGGGGCCGGAAGAGGCUGACCCUGGAGCAGAGGAAGAUGUGCUACUCCGAGCCGGAGAAGCUCCACCAGCUCAGCGGCGGCUUCCACCACGCCGCCUGCUCCUCGCUGGGCAGCGAGAGCGACGGACCGUUCGCCGGCGAGAGCGACGGAGAGGAGCUGGUGCAGCCGGGGGAGCGGGGGCUGGUGGCGGCGCGGAGGAAGAUGUUCGAGAGGAGGGGCCGGGCCCAGUCGGCCUCCAGCGCCUCCAAGACCAACCUGAAGCACCUGCAGCACAAGGCCCUGGUGGAGUACAUGGAGCGCAAGACGGGCCAGAAAGUGCCCGAACCCCAGCAGCCAGCACCUCAGCAGCCCCCCCCGCCCAGACAGAGGCACUCCCUGGGGGAGAGGCCCUUCGACUGGGGGCCGCGGCCUUCAUCAGGAAGUCACGAAGGCAAAAAUGGCAAGAGGAAGCUCCACAGACCCCACUCAGCAGGUCGCAUCCUGGAUUCCUCCAGCAGCUCUGUCAGAUACAAUCAGUUCUUCUCAGCGAAGUCCUGCUCAGCCCAGUACGACGGCCAUCAGAAUUCAUCCAGACUGAGGGAGAGUCGUGGUCCAUCUCAGGGAAAGGCCGCUUCCGUGGAGAGUCUUUUGGACCAGCCAGAACCACCUACUUUCUUCAGGACCCGAUCCACGUCCACGCCGCACGCAUUUCAGGCACAUGACUAUGAGGAGGAUCCUCCUCCACCUAACGCCAUGGAAACCUCAAGCUCCCAGAAGAAUGCAUCUGAUGAAUCCUCUGAGGUUCCCCGGUACGUCCGUGUGGUCGCCCAGAGAGGGAAGUCGAUGGAGGAGCUCGGAGCAUCGAAGCUAACUAAAAUAUCAGCCUUGAGUAAAAGUUCCGAGCAGCUGGAUCAGCUGUGGAGGAAUUCACCCGGGCCCGUCGGACCACGGGCAGAUGAGAGGAGCGCUCCAGACUUUGCCGACGUGAGGAAAGCCAAGCAGCAGGAGAGAGGGCAGAGCAAGCAAACGGGAAAAGAACCAGAGACUGUGAUUCCGAAGACCGCUCAGGGACAGACUCAAAACCAAACCCCGAGGAAAACCCUCAAGAAGCAGCGCUCCGAGCCAGGGGCGGACGCGGCCAGAGAGCGGAGCUCCGCCAGAUCCAACUCCCUCCCCUCCAGCUCCUCUUCCGGUGCCGGCGCUCACUCGGCCUCUCCCGGAUCCCACGGCCCCUCCACAGAUGAGAUCAGGACCAGAAGAGCACUCAGCGAAGGGGCUUCCAUCCCACCUUCCCCCAAAGGUCAAGAGAUCAGCGAGAUGGAGAUCAAAUUCACCCAGUCCACACCCAUCCACACAAAGCCGCCUUGUGAGGACACAGUCUGCACCAGAGUUGGGACCUCUCCCCCCGUGACCGGAUCAGAGGGGGAGCAGACGGAGGCCGAACCUCGUUGUGACGCCCCGCCCCCCGACCCCAGCCACGAAGUGCCCCUGAGCUGCGGCGUGACCACCGAUCCCUCGCUGUGGAGCCUCCCCCCACAACAGGAGACCAAUGAGGAGCUCAAGUCUCCGCCGCUUACAGACGCUUUCGACGAGCCCGCCGCCUUAGCCCCUCCGAAACAGAGGAGCGAGCCCCCCGCCUCUCCCCGGACAUCCGUCUCCGACGCGGACGCCAGCCGGCAGGCCCAAGAGCCAACGGCCCCGGAAACCGAAACCGAUGAGGGAGGAACGGAGGAGUCGGAGGGCAGGGCAACACCGGGGGGAGAGACGGGAAGUCCCGACCAGCCCGCCAGGAAACCGCAGUGGGAGGAGCUCGUAGAGGCAGUGGUCAAAGCCGACCACUCCCUGGCCAGGGUCCUGUAUCCGCUGGCCAAUCGCAGGACGGCGCUGAUGCUGAUGGAGCAGCUGCUGUCGGAGGACACCCUGCUGAUGGAGGAGCACUACAAGAAAAAACAGGAGCAGCACGGAGCUGCAGAGAGCACUGAAACGGCGGAAGGAGCCGAGCCAUCCUCUUGUCCUCCCGCUGCUCCCGACGGCCAGAAGCCUCAGAGCGCAGACCCGCAAAGCAAAGCUGACUUCGCUGAAAAGAAGCACCUGUUGGCGUCCCUCAUCCAGGAGCGGCUGCGCUCCCUGGAGGAGCGGCGCGGCGACCUGCAGGCGGAGGUGCAGGAGAACGCGGCGAGCGGCGAGCGGCUGGCGGCGCUGGUCCGCCAGCGCUGCCAGCCCGUGGAGGCCGAGCGCUACGGCCUGUUCAUCGGAGACCUGGAGAGGGUGGUCAGCCUGCUGCUGUGCCUGUCGGCCCGCCUGGCCCGGGUCCAGAACGCCCUGAGCACCGUGGACCAGCACACGGACGCCGAGGAGAAGGAAUCUCUGGACAGCCGCCACCGUCUGCUAUGCAAACAGAGGGAGGACGCCAAAGACCUGAAGGACAACCUGGACCGCCGGGAGAACCUGGUGGCCUCCUUCCUGUCGAGGCAGCUGUCCCCGGAGCACCUGCAGGACUACCGGCGCUUCGUGCAGACCAAGGCCUCGCUGCUCAUCCGGCUGAAGGACCUGGAGGAGAAGCAGAAGCUGGGAGAGGAGCAGCUGGAGGCGCUCUCCAACAGCCCGUGAGACCAGGAGGAGGAGGAGGAACGGAAGCCUCGGAUGUUUGUUUUUUUCUCUCUCAGAUGGAGGAUGUCUAGUUUUAAGAGUUCGCUUCUUUUUUUUUUCCCCGACACUUUUUAUCAGCUCAGUUAGCCUGAAAGAAUCGGGCCCUUUUGCACCCAAUCAUGACUUUUAGCCUUUUAAAGAAGAAUGAAGCAAAAAGAGCUACAGAAUGUCCCUACGACGUUCCUCUGCCCCCCUUUGUGAGUACAGUCGGGGCAGGAGGUGAUCGGGACUGACCGAAAACGUGUUCCGCCCAGCAACCGAAACAGACACGAACGCUCCCCGUGCCUUGGUGUCCCCCUGGCUGCUGAACGCUUAAAGUUAGAGCUGCUGUGCAGAAAACGUCUAGCAAUUCAGAGCAUGUCCUUCACUUUUCACUACAGAGUAGUCCUUCCUUCAGCCCUGCCCCUGUGGAAACCUACUAUAAGCUUUAAGAUUGUAUCUGAGCAGCGAGGGGGGGGCUUCCGGAGCCUAACAGCGGGUGGAGUACUGCAAGUAAAAUGUACAAUAGAUGUAGAUAUUUUUUUGUUGUUGUUUGUUUUCUAAUAGUCUUAUUUUUAAAAUGUAUUUCAAAUCGAGGCACUAAAACCAAAAAAAAAAGGUGAAUGGAAAAAAAAAGCACUUUGUGAAGAUACAUAACUGCACAUUUCUUCGAAUCAGAUUUCAAAUCAUUUCGAGUCAGAGCCUUAAUCCAUCCAUUUAAGGAGCGUUCCGUUUUCCGGUUUGUUGCUUUCCUCGUCCAUCUGAAAUAGGAAGUCUGUCUUUUACAGCUGGAGCUUUUCCUGAAGCUCUUUCACGCAGAUUAUUAGUGAGGAAAAACGACAUGGGAGUAUUCCCUCCCCUCCGGUCCUUUUGCUGCAUGAGUGACAUGUAAUACUUGAAAUGUUUUUUUCUUGUUUGUUUUUUUUUUCCUACCUGAUUGGAGGAAAGCCCACAGUCUUCACUGAAGGUGUCUUAAACUAAAUUUCAGUCUUCUACCUCCACAGCUUAGGCCCUUUAGACGCAUGAAAAGUUGAGGUUUCUUUAAAUUUACACAGCUUGUGGGGUUUUUCGGGUUUUUUGUUUUUUAUCCAAACAAAGAAGCGCUCUUCUUGAAAAUACACACUUGAAUUAAACACCACCGCCCCCUCCGCUUUUUUGUAUCUUAACAAUAUUUGUGAUUAGAGGUUGUAUCUUAGGUCCACUCAUUUCCUGUGUAAGACCUGUUGAGGUCUGAAUGCUGCACGUGAUGUUUACCUAACAAUGAGCACAAAGAGCAUCCUCUGCAGACGGUUUUUCGGCAGAAGUUAGAAUCCCUUUUUUCCGUUUCAGAUUUUUUUUCACUCUUUUUUUUUUUUCUUUUUUUUUUAAAAUUCCUUUUUGUCCACCAGCCCGAAAAAACACAACAUUUCUCUGGAGGUUUUUAACCCCAUCCGUCUCAGUUUGCUAAACAAACGUCUGCUUGUUUUGGCCCCCGUGCUGACACAGGGCCCCAGGGGGGGGGCUGGAAAAGACUUAAGGCCGUUUCCCCCAGCUCGCUGGAAUUCCGGAGGUAUGCGAGAGACCCAGGCUGUGGACAAAAAGAGGACGCUGGGGGGGGUGAGAGGAGAGAGGAGAAAGCCUCCCCUCCCUCGGCGGGGCGUAAAUAAAUGCCAGUGCUCCUUUUCCUCCUCGUAAUCAAAGCAGUGUUUUCCUGCUGUCACAGGAGGAAUUCUCUCAUCCCGGGGACACCGACACGACCCGAACGCAAAGCCCAUCAGGAGAAAAAAGGGCUUUUCAGCCCAUGGGUCCACGAUAACCACGGUAUUUCACACCCACUUUCUCUGGAGAGUUGCUGUUUUGUGCCUGUGUGGGCUUUUAAAUUCCAUGUCGUUUUUUGUGAUAUUGUGAAUAAAUUAAGCUCUCA